AUGCUGUCCGCCAUCGCCGCCGUUGUUGCUGCGACCGUCGACGAUAGCAGCUGUGGACCUCUCGAGGAACUAGACGACACCGUCCGUCGUCAACUCCGUCGUGGGAGCCGACCUACCUCCACUGUCGGAGCUGCCAACGCCGCUCGCCAGUGCCGUCAUCUGACGACGAUCCGACCGGACCAGGGAGCUGGGCACAGAUGA
Macrosiphum euphorbiae (potato aphid) is the source of this 201-nucleotide messenger RNA. Lineage: Eukaryota; Metazoa; Arthropoda; Insecta; Hemiptera; Aphididae. The record is from the annotation of a GenBank genome assembly.